This is a messenger RNA of Menidia menidia (Atlantic silverside), 5102 nucleotides long. The record is from the annotation of a GenBank genome assembly. Lineage: Eukaryota; Metazoa; Chordata; Actinopteri; Atheriniformes; Atherinopsidae.
CAUUUCCUUCUUUCAAAUUGAAAGCCGGUGUAACAUUUGUAAGUUACUUAUUAAAAAUGACGUUAUGUUGGUGUUUUUUAAAAUAGGUAUAUCUUAAACUUACUUACGUUGUUUUUAUCUAAGAAAGCUGUCAUACGUAAUGUUAGUUGACAAACAGCCCGACAUGUUGCUAACCAGGUUAGCUAGCCCUUUUUGUUUACAUCAGUGUUGGAAGGAGGCGUGUUUGAAUUGACAACUGCCAUCUGUUCUUUUUACGCAAGCCUUGUUUUUUUUCAUUUUUCUGGUUAAAUAUCACUUCUGAAGCACAUUUAUCUUGGAAGAUAAGCUGCAAACAUCUACCACGAUGACGGAAACUUUGUAAUAGACACCUGUCACAAGCUCUUCACCUUUAACAAGCAGGCUCCUCUGGCAGAAUGCAUGAUGACCAGGAUGGCAUUAGUCGGAUAGAAGAAGGGAUGAGUGAAUCCGGACUAGCGGGCCUGCUCACAGGCCUCUGCCACACAGACGAGGAGAAUCCUUUUCCUCUGUGGCAGAAUGGAAACGUCAGCCCCUGCUUCAACCAGCUCGUCCUGGGAGCUUUGCCUCAUGCUGGGAUGGCAGUUAUGUGUGCGUGCUAUCUUGGCAUGGCGAGGUGUGGGGCCGUCCAGUCAUCCCCUCCAUGUGGGUGGGUGUUGAGGGCGGUGUCAGCCCUACUUGCUGCGUUGCUCUACGCCGGAGACGUGGUCCUGGUGAGCGUCCUCCGGGAGGAGGACAUGUUCCUGGAUAUCCUGACGGAUAGCUGUGGACUUCUGGCCAUGCUGCUCCACUUCAGCGCCGCGUGCGUGCUCCUGAGAACUGCUUUCAGGAGGAAAAGAGGACCCCCCGUGCUGCCAGUCACAAUUCUCCUGCUGAUCCCCAACCAUGUCAUCACUUUGAUCACCUACAGCGAAAACAAGGAGUAUUUAACUCCUACUGAACCUCUUAAACUGGCAAGACUGGUCCUUGCUUCUGCCCGGAGCUUUCUUUUUGCGGUCUACCUCUUUGGAUUUGUUUUCCCCUUCGUCAGGGAUGAUGGAUACACCUUGUACAUUAAUGCCGUGGACGGAUCCCCGCUCAUUUCGGAGAGGCCCCCGCCAGACACAGGUGAGAUGGUGGCCGAGGACGGGAGCGGCUGCAUCUCCCGCCUCUUCUACCUGUGGCUGAAUCCUCUUCUCAGGCGGGGCGCGCGGGGAGAACUGGACGCCCCCGCUGACCUGUAUCACCUCCCCCAGAAGCUCCGGACGAGCGUGGUCCGCGGCUAUUUCCACCAGUGCUGGCAGUCCUGUCAAAAAGGGGCGGGGCGUAGGGAGACACCGGACCGGUGGCCCACACCUGUGGGCAGAAACCUGCUGAACGGCACCUGGAGCUCGCGGCACCGGGACGAGCCCGCGGAGUUGGAGGACGACGUGGGACUCCUGAGGGUGCUGCAUAAAGCUUUUGGUUUACGCUACUACCUGCUCGGCGUCCUGAAAGCGACGGUCAACCUGAGUUCCUUCGCGGGGCCCCUCCUCCUCAGCUCCCUGGUGAACUUCAUGGAGGAAAACGGGGCGCCAGUCAGCAGGGGGGUCUGGUGCGUGCUCGGGCUCUUCGCCACCACCCUUUUCAGCGCCGUCCUCCAAAACAUCUACGCCUUCGAGGUGUCCAAAGUGGCGCUGGCCGCGCGGGGCGCCCUGGUGUCCACCAUCUACGGCAAAGCCCUGCGGGUCAGCAGCUGCAGCCUGGCCGGCUCCUCCCUGGGGGAGGUGGUCAACCUGAUGAGCGCCGACGCCGACCGCGUGGUCAACUUCCUCAACAGCUUCCACGAGCUCUGGAGCCUUCCCUUCCGCUUCGCCGUCACCCUCUACCUGCUGUACCUGCAGGUGGGCGUGGCCUUCCUGGGGGGUCUCGGCGUGGCGCUGGUGCUGGUGCCGUUCAACAAGUUCCUAGCCUCCCGCAUCCUCAGCCACAACAAAGAAAUGCUUCAGUUCAAAGAUAGCCGCGUUAAGUUAAUGACGGAGAUCCUUUUCGGCAUCCGCGUCAUAAAGUUCUACAACUGGGAGGCUCAUUUCGCCCGGAUGGUUGCCGACUGCCGCAAACAGGAGCUGUCCCACCUCCGAGCCCUGAAGUACCUGGACGCCGUGUGCGUGUACACCUGGGCCGCCCUGCCCGUGGUCAUCUCCAUCCUGACUUUCGUCACCUACGUGCUGCUGGGACACCCGCUGACUGCAGCUAAGGUGUUCACCACUCUGGCCCUGGUGGGGAUGCUGAUAGCACCCCUCAAUGCUUUCCCCUGGGUGCUGAACGGCAUCCUGGAGGCCAAAGUGUCCCUGGAGCGAAUCCAGCGCCUGAUCAAACUGACCAACCAGGACCUGCAGGCUUACUAUGCCCUGAUGACUCCCGAAGACAGUCAGACGUCCAUCCUGUUGAACCAGGGGGCGUUUUCCUGGACGAGACCCCCGGGUAGCACAGACCCAGAGGCUGCUGAACCUGGAGCUGCCAAAGAAAGUCUGCACCUGCACGGUCUCACCCUCCACGUGGCUCAGGGCUCCCUGGUCGCCGUGGUGGGAAAGGUGGGCUGCGGAAAGAGCUCCUUGCUGGCUGCCCUCACCGGAGAACUCAGCAGGCUCAGCGGCGUUCUCUACGUCGCAAACCGAGAGGCCGGUUUCGGCCUGGCUUCCCAGGAGCCGUGGAUCCAGCACGCUUCAGUACGGGACAACAUCCUUUUCGGGAAAGACUACGACGCUGCCUUCUACCAGGCUGUGAUCGAGGCCUGUGCUCUAUCAGAGGACCUGAACGUUUUGCCAAACGGUGACAGGACGGAGGUGGGGGAAAAUGGAGUGACUCUGAGUGGAGGACAGAAAGCCCGGCUGGCUUUAGCCAGAGCUGUUUACAUGGACAAAGACAUCUACCUCCUGGAUGACCCACUGGCAGCAGUUGACACAGAUGUGGCCGAACACCUCAUGAAGAAAUGCAUCAUGGGGCUCCUGAGGGGAAAGACCAGAAUCCUCUGCACGCACCGCAUAGAGUUUGUGGACAAAGCGGACGUGAUGGUCCUCAUGGACAACGGAACAAUCAUUAAAACAGGGCCACCAGCAGAGAUCCUUCCUUUGGUACAGACUCUGCCACAAAUGGAGAGAAAUGACCACAUAGCAGAACAGGAUGAUAGCACAGAACAGGAUGGAGACAAACCCGAAUCUUCCUCUGACCUGUUCGUGGAUGAUGAUCCACAUUUGUUAGAGGGGGAACGGAAGCAAGUGGGAGGCCUGGCGUGGAGGGUCUACCAGACCUACUGGCGCGCCGUGGGCGGAGUGCUGGCCACCUCCAUCCUGUUGUCCCUACUCCUCAUGCAAGCCUCAAAGAACGCUUCGGACUGGUGGCUGUCCCACUGGAUAUCAGAACUGAGAAGCAACGGUUCCUCAACGACCAACGGCUCCUCCUCCACCCCCGUCGCGUCCCCUCACCUGCUGCUUUUCUCACCCGGUGGACUACUGUCACCUCUGCCCUCCGUGGAAGCUUUUGCGUCCAACAACACAAGUCUGGACGUCAGGUUCUAUCUGACAGUCUACGCUUCUAUCGCCGCGUCGAACACUGUGUUCACGGCCCUCCGAGCCUUCCUUUUCGCCUACGGAGUGGUCUGUGCUGCCUCCGCCAUCCACAACAGACUUCUGGACCGGGUCCUUAAGGCCACCGUGGCCUUCUUCGACACCACCCCGCUGGGCCGAAUCCUCAACCGCUUCUCCUCGGACUUGUACAGCGUGGACGACAGCCUGCCGUUCACCCUGAACAUCCUGCUGGCCAACGUCUUCGGGCUGCUGGGCAUGCUGGCGGUCAUCGGCUACAGCCUGCCCUGGGUGCUGGUGGCGCUGCUGCCCCUGGCUCUGCUCUACCACCGCACGCAGCACUUCUACCGGCACACCUCCCGGGAGCUCAAGCGCCUGUGCAGCCUCACCCUGUCGCCCAUGUACUCGCACUUCUCCGAGACGCUCACGGGGCUCGGGACUAUCCGGGCCAGCGGCAGUUCAGCCAGGUUUGAGGAGGAGAGCGCCAGGCGACUGGAGCAGAACCAACGCUGCCUGUUCCUCAGCACCGCCGCCAUGCAGUGGUUGGACAUCCGCCUGCAGCUGAUCGGGGUCGCCGUGGUGACGGGCCUCGGGGCGAUCGCCGUCCUCCAGCGCCAGUACGCCGCCGUUGAUCCCGGUCUGGUCGGCCUGUCCUUGUCCUACGCGCUGUCCAUCACAUCGCUGCUGUCCGGCCUCAUAUUCAGCUUCACGCAAACGGAAAUGCAGCUGGUCAGCGUGGAGCGGACAGAGGAGUACUCCACCGGCCUGCCAGUGGAGCCCCAGCAUCAGAACGCUCAGCUUCCCCCUGCCUGGCCCAGGCAGGGCUGUGUGGAGUUCCGGGACGUGGUCGUGGCCUACAGAGAGGGUCUUCCCAACGCUCUGGACGGAGUGACUCUGACGGUGCGACCGGGGGAGAAGAUCGGUAUAUUGGGACGCACAGGCUCGGGCAAAUCCACCAUGUUCCUGGCCCUGUUUCGUAUGGUGGAACUCAGUGAGGGGAGGAUUCUCCUGGACCAGUUAGACAUCAGCACCGUGGGGCUGGCUCAGCUCAGGUCAAGGUUGGCCAUAAUUCCUCAGGACCCGUUCCUGUUCAGCGGAACCGUCAGGAGGAAUCUGGACCCCUGCGGUCAGCACCUGGACCAGCAGCUCCUGGACGUCCUGGUCCAGUGCCACCUGAGCACGGUGGUCAGCAGGAUGGGCGGCCUGGACGCUGAGGUGGGAGAAAGGGGGAAGUGCUUCUCUGCAGGACAGAGACAGCUGCUGUGUCUGGCCAGAGCUCUGCUGACCGAGGCCAAGGUGCUUUGCAUUGACGAGGCCACAGCCAGCGUGGACCAGAAGACGGACGCCCUGCUGCAGCAGACCAUCAGACGAAGGUUCCAGGACAAGACCGUUCUGACCAUCGCCCACAGGGUCAACACCAUCAUGGACAGCGACCGGGUCCUGGUGAUGAACGCGGGGAAGGUGGUGGAGUUCGACACCCCCGCCGCUCUCUGCCAGACGGACAACUCGGCCUUCCAGAGGCUGAUCAGAGAGCCAGGAGACUGA